Messenger RNA from Dictyostelium discoideum AX4, 870 nucleotides. RefSeq lists its product as hypothetical. The record is from RefSeq and is a predicted model, not a curated record. The transcript has a single exon. NCBI's taxonomy places the organism in Eukaryota, Evosea, Eumycetozoa, Dictyosteliales, Dictyosteliaceae. The coding region runs from base 1 to 870 and encodes 289 amino acids. Gene Ontology annotation, molecular function: acetyltransferase activity.
AUGGAUUAUUUAAAUGAAAUUAAUAAUAAUAAUGAAAUUUUCUCAUAUAAAAAAUUAAUUAAUGGUCAUAAAUAUAAUAUUAAAGAAUUAUUAAUUCAUAAAUUGAAAUUAAAAAAAGAUUUUCAAUUAAAAACUUUGGAUGAUAUUGCAUUUCUACAAAAAAAGUUUGUUGAAGAAUUACCAUAUAAUAAUUUUGACCUUUGUCAUGGUAUUGAUGAAUGGGGAUUAGAUUAUAUUGUUAAAAGAUUACUAAUUGAUGGUGAGGGUGGUAUUUGUACAACAUUAAAUAUUUUAAUGGGUAUGUUUCUUUAUGAAUUUGGAAUUCCAGUUAGAUUGAUUAAAGCAUAUAAACAAUCACAAUUUAAUAUAGUUCCACAUUUUUCAUGCCACAUUUCAAAUUUAAUUCAAUGGCCAUUAAAUAGUAAAUGGUAUAUGGUUGAAGUUGGAAUUGGUUUCUUUGGUUCAUUAAAUCCAAUUGAAUUGGGUAAUGAAAUUGGUGUUUUAUCAAAUGCUGGCAAUCACUCCUACUAUCGUUGUAUUGAGAAUUCAGAUGAUUCAUCAUACAUUUAUCAAGAGAAAAAACCUGGCAUGGAUAGUUAUUUAAAUUUAUUUCAAUUCAGUUCAAGUGAAAUUACUCAUGGUGAAAUUUUAGAUUGUCACCAACGUUACCUUGAAAUUACAGAGAAAAAAUUAUUUUCAUUUUUAAAAUUUGAAAAAGGUUAUUACUAUUUUCACCAUGAUUGUUUAAAAAUUGGUUUCCUAGAUGGAAAAGAAAAUACUAUUACAAUUACUGAUCAAUAUCAAUUAAAAAAAUUAUUAUUAAAUUAUUUUAAAAUUAAUUUAAAUGAAAAUAUAAAAAAACAAAUAUAA